Messenger RNA from Chaetomium strumarium, 2080 nucleotides. RefSeq lists its product as uncharacterized. Bases 289 to 1947 code for a protein of 552 amino acids. Gene Ontology annotation, biological process: mRNA processing; protein deubiquitination; spliceosomal complex assembly. The transcript has a single exon. Gene Ontology annotation, molecular function: cysteine-type deubiquitinase activity; zinc ion binding. NCBI's taxonomy places the organism in Eukaryota, Fungi, Ascomycota, Sordariomycetes, Sordariales, Chaetomiaceae. The record is from RefSeq and is a predicted model, not a curated record.
AUCAACUCCGAUGCGGGCAAUCCAACAGACCAUCCCACGCACUUCCUCGCGGUGUCCGAGUCCUGUGUUGUUGACCGUUGAUGCCAAGACUUUCGAGCUUUGGUGGGGCACAGAAGUCAAUUCCGAGCGGAGCGAAGCUGGGCUCAUGUUCGCGACGCUGCCCGUGAUCCCAGGAAAUUCAACACCCAACCCAUCUUAACCACAACGCCGCAAACGGUCUCCAGAUUUGACGGCCGCUUUCCUCCCUAGAACGCUUCCUACCACUGCCCCUGAUACGAAUACCAAGGAAUGUCCAAACGCCAGGCGUCAGAGGCCUUCGAGGAGCUGUCGGGCGCAGAAUCACCGGCGUCCAAGAAAUCAAGAUUCGACGACUACAACAAGAGCCUGACCCCGGUCAGCGCCCGAGAAAACGAUGAUGACCAACGGCAACCAACACGAGAGAACGGAAUUGGGGACACGGAAGAUUAUAUAGAGGAGGAUGAUUAUUCUGAGGCGCAUGACGGUGAGGGAAGGGCGCCGAUGAGACAGGCUGCGCCGACAGCAGGCUACGAUGACCUGUACCUCGACACCAUCGACCGCAACGUUCUCGAUUUCGACUUUGAAAAGCUAUGUUCGGUAACACUGUCAAACAUCAACGUCUACGCAUGCCUAGUAUGCGGCAAGUAUUAUCAGGGACGGGGCCCGCAAACGCACGCCUACUUCCACGCGCUCGACGAGGACCACCAUGUCUUCAUCAACAUGAGCACACAAAAGGUCUAUGUGCUGCCCGAAGGGUAUGAGGUCAAGAGCAAGGCCCUAGAAGAUAUCAAGUAUGUGUCAGACCCGCGCUACACGCGCCAGGAGGUGGCCGAGCUCGAUCGCAAGAAGCGCACCUCGUGGACGCUUGCCGGGAAGGAGUACACGCCCGGCUUCGUGGGCAUGAACAACAUCAAGGAGAACGACUAUCUGAACGUCAUUGUACAAGCGCUCUCCCACGUGUCGCCCCUGCGCAAUUACUUCCUCCUCGAAGACUUCAGCUCCUCGCCGGAGCUCGUCAAGCGUACCUCCAUCCUCUUCCGCAAGAUCUGGAACCCGCGCGCCUUCAAGUCCCAUGUUUCCCCCCACGAGCUCCUCCAAGAGAUAUCGCUCCGCUCCAACAAGCGCUUCACCCUAACCACGCAAUCCGACCCUGUCGAGUUCCUCUCCUGGUUCCUCAAUAACCUCCACCUCGGCCUCGGCGGCAGCAAAAGCAAGCCCGGCUCGUCCAUGAUCCAGCGCAUCUUCCAGGGCAAGCUCAAAGUGGAAUCGCAAGCCAUCACGGCGCGCGCCGACGGGCUGGACCGGCUGCGCUUCGAGGAAGCCGCCGACGUCAAGGUCGACAUCGCGCGCUUCCUGCUGCUCACCCUCGACCUGCCGGCCGCGCCGCUCUUCCAGGACGAGGAGUCGCGCAACAUCAUCCCGCAGGUACCGCUCACCACCAUCCUGGCCAAGUACAACGGCGUCACGGCACAGGAGCUCAACGCGCAGCGCAAGCGCUACCGCCUGAUGCACCCGCUGCCGCCCUUCCUCGUCUUCCACGUCAAGCGCUUCAGCAAGAACAAGUUCGUCUCGGAGCGCAACCCGACCAUCGUCACCUUCGACGCGCACAACCUGGACGUGUCGCCCUACGUGGAGCCGGACCCGGCGCAGCACCCGCCGGGGGAGCCCAUCUGGUACGACCUGGUGGCCAACGUGGUGCACGAGGCGGUGCGGGCCAAGGAGGACGUGGCCGACAGCGCGGUGGGCGAGGAGCGCAAGACGUGGAAGGUGCAGCUGCGGGACAAGGCGACGGACGAGUGGAUCGUGGCGCAGGAUCUGUUUGUGGAUAAGAUCCGGAGCGAGCUGUUGUAUCUCGGGGAGACGUAUUUGCAAGUUUGGGAGAGGCGGAGAGUGCCUUCACCAGCAACGGCGGGGAAGGGGAGGGUUUGAGAGAGAGAAUUAAGGGGUUAAGGGGGUUAUAGUGGUGAAGUAUACUGUGUACAUGCAUGCCAAGCAAAAAGAUACCAUCUAAAUAUGCAUAGUGGCCGGAAGUAUUGUGACAGACCGAGCCAUACAUACCCUU